This is a messenger RNA of Puccinia graminis f. sp. tritici CRL 75-36-700-3, 700 nucleotides long. RefSeq lists its product as uncharacterized. Bases 150 to 470 code for a protein of 106 amino acids. The transcript has 2 exons. Lineage: Eukaryota; Fungi; Basidiomycota; Pucciniomycetes; Pucciniales; Pucciniaceae. The record is from RefSeq and is a predicted model, not a curated record.
CUUCAUCCUCAUCUCAACUCCACCUUACAUAAAAAAAUAUUAUAAUUAAAACCUUCAGAGCAAGUUUACCCUCAACUUUGCCCUACCGCUCCAAAGCAUCUUUCCUCAAGCCGACUUUAGUUAUUGAGCAUCCUAGUACUCCCAUCAAAAUGCAGUUCGCCGCGAUCCGAAUGCAUUCAGUUUCGAUCUUAGUGCUCAUCAUUGUGACCUUGGCAUGGACUUCAAAAGCUCGUCAAUUACGCCCGGCGACCAUAGAAGCCAACCGACGGCUCCCGAACAGACUUUGGAGACGAAGGGUGCACAUCCACAACACCGAAUCCUUCGUCAGUCGAGACAGUACCCAAGUCGACAUUAGCGCCGAGGUCGAAAACAGCUACGAGAAGGAAAGUCGUCGAGUGCAGGACUUAACUGAGAGCCGUGACCCUUCCGCAUUCCAACCAAGCUUUGCACGGGCCAUCCCUAUCGCCUAACGCGCGCUCACAUACAAGAUCGUCUACCCUUCUUUUCCACCUUUGCUUCAAUUGCAUUGGCUUCACCACCCUGUAAGAUUAGAAAAAAGAAAAACAUCAAUGGCUCAAGUAUCUGCAACUCCGAUUCUAUCCUACUCUCAUUUUAUCUUUAUGUAUUUACUGAGACUGGGCUCAGCAUUCUAUAAAGCACAUUAGUUGGUUGGAUAUUAAUGCAACUGGUCAUCGUCAUC